GUACACAUUACAGUAGUUUACUAUCAUACUAUGGCAGUUACAUUACAUACUGAUUAUGGAGACAUUAAAUUGGAGUUGUUUUGUGAACAAUGCCCAAAAGCUUGUGAAAAUUUUCUCGCUCUUUGUGCCAGUGAUUAUUACAAUGGUUGUCUGUUUCACCGAAACAUCAAGGGGUUUAUGGUUCAAACAGGUGAUCCCACUGGUACAGGUAAAGGUGGUAACAGCAUAUGGGGAGAGAAGUUUGAGGACGAACUCUCGGACACCUUAAAACACAACGUCAGGGGCGUGGUUUCCAUGGCAAAUAAUGGACCUGAUUCAAACGGAUCUCAGUUUUUCAUAACAUAUGCCAAACAGCCACAUUUGGACUUGAAAUAUACAAUUUUCGGAAAAGUGAUCGAUGGCUUUGAGACUCUGGAUGAAAUAGAAAAACAACCAGUAAAUGAGAAAAACUAUCGUCCUUUAAAUGAAAUACAUCUACUAAAUGUAACUAUACAUGCAAAUCCAUUGGCAGGGUAGCUAG
Saccostrea echinata is the source of this 520-nucleotide messenger RNA. Its product is annotated as peptidyl-prolyl cis-trans isomerase-like 3. Bases 31 to 516 code for a protein of 161 amino acids. The record is from RefSeq and is a predicted model, not a curated record. Gene Ontology annotation, molecular function: peptidyl-prolyl cis-trans isomerase activity. Gene Ontology annotation, biological process: protein peptidyl-prolyl isomerization; protein folding. Lineage: Eukaryota; Metazoa; Mollusca; Bivalvia; Ostreida; Ostreidae. The transcript has a single exon. Gene Ontology annotation, cellular component: catalytic step 2 spliceosome.